AAGAAAUGGUACUGAUUUUAAAGCGCUUUAUUGUAUACAAAAUAAUAUACCAAGUGCGCUCGAUACCUCUUUUAAGCUUUUCUAAUGUUUUAUAGAGAAAUAUAACUGGAUUAAUGUUGAAAAAAGAAACGUUUUACAAUGUAAAUAUAUUCGAAUGGACUUCCCUCCAGAGCGAAACAUUGGGUGCCUUACAAUAUUAACGUAAAAUUAAUUUUCUUCGGUUUAUGAUUUUUAUUUGAUGACGUUAGUCAUCGAACUUUGAUACAUGUAAUUCUUGGAAAGCGUAUAUACCGCAAUCAGUCACUUAGCUGUAUAGCGCUGAUGUACCGACUGUUGAGAAAGCAUACAUUAAACUAUUCCCAAGGUAUUUUCAGUUAUAAAGAAAGUGCAUAGAUGAUAGAUGAUUGUAAGUUAAUUCGCCAGUAUUCAUCUUCUGCUUAAGAAAAAUUAUUUUGAUUGGAGACCGUUCCGACGAAUAAACGUUAUACCCGUCUCAGCUCAUUAGUCUAUAAACGUCCCUACAUCUGAUAUGAAUCAGUUGGAAUAAUUCGGAGGUGAGUUGAUACAUUAGUUUGUCAUACUUUAAGAGUUUAGACUUAAUCUGUCCAAAGAAUACAGCACAGCUAUUCUGUGCAUCUGUUAGAACAUGAUUUUUUGCUCAAUACAGAAUGAAAUAUACUCUAACUUCAUAUUUUUUUUUAUCUUAGAGAAUAUAUGACAGGACGGACAUGAUAUAAAUCAUUUAAAUGAAGGACGUAGCUGCAUAAUGUAUUGCUACACGCAGAAGGGAAUACUGAUUGUCGCUUUCAGGAUUUUGAUAUUUUAAAAAACUAAACAUAAUGACAUCUUCCAACGUCGCUCUAUUCGUGGUCGCCGUUCUCGUGUUCGGGACAGUCGUCAACUCUCAGUCAGUGUACCAGCAGACCUACGGACAGGGUGUCUACUCCCAAUACCCAAGGAGUCCCGUCUCUAUUUGGAUUAUACCAAUUGUCCUAGUCGUUCUGGUCGUGAUACUGAUUCCAUCAUUGGUCGGAAGUUCUUGGAUUAUGGCUGACAAAAUGAAAACACGUCCACCUACACCGACCACCUCGAUACCGACCACCUCGACCACAACUAUGACUACACCGAGCACCCCAAUACCGACCACCUCGACCACAACUAUGACUACACCAAGCACCCCGAUACCGACCACCUCGACCACAACUAUGACUACACCGACCACCCCGUUUCCGACCACCCUGUUUCCGAUCACCCCGUUUCCGACCGCCCCGUUUCCGACCACCCUGUUUCCGACCAGCUAGACCCCAACUAUGACUACAACUACCACACCUGAUGGAAGUGGAUAAGGGAGAUAAUUAAGACAACUGGCUGAGAUAUUAAACCCGGAAAUGUAGCAGAGUACCGAUGAAUAAAAAAUUAUAACGUUUUGUGUUAUUGUGGAUUAUGGUUGACAAAAUGAAAACACGUCCACCUACAUCGACCACCUCGACUACGACUAUGACUACACCGACCACCUCGACUACGACUAUGACUACACCGACCACCUCGAUACCGACUACUUCGACCACAACUAUGAAUACACCUACCACAACUUAAGGAAAAGAGAUGUAGCAUAGUACCGAUGAAUAAAAAAUUAUAACAUUUUGUGUUGAAAUGUGUUGAAUUUUGAAAUUAUG
Molecule: messenger RNA, 1676 nt
Organism: Magallana angulata
Lineage: Eukaryota; Metazoa; Mollusca; Bivalvia; Ostreida; Ostreidae
Product: platelet glycoprotein Ib alpha chain-like
Exons: 3
Coding region: 840-1301 (153 amino acids)
Source: RefSeq, a predicted model, not a curated record